Cimex lectularius (bed bug) is the source of this 6820-nucleotide messenger RNA. Its product is annotated as serine protease nudel. Gene Ontology annotation, molecular function: serine-type endopeptidase activity; protein binding. Bases 162 to 6545 code for a protein of 2127 amino acids. The record is from RefSeq and is a predicted model, not a curated record. Gene Ontology annotation, cellular component: plasma membrane. The transcript is spliced from 26 exons. Gene Ontology annotation, biological process: proteolysis. NCBI's taxonomy places the organism in Eukaryota, Metazoa, Arthropoda, Insecta, Hemiptera, Cimicidae.
GAACGUCUCCAUGUUCAUUUUUCACUCAGGUUUGGGACAAGGAAUAUCUCUCCAAAACUAGCAAAACCGAAACAAAUUUCAAACUAUUUGCAUGAAGAAAGAUUCGCGAGCUUGACCGACUGAUCUGAAUUUGACAUAAUUACAACUCAGUUGGCAGAAUCAUGAGGAAUCAACACCUACAAAUUUUCAGGAAAAUAAAUAUAGAUGGUAGCAAAAAAGUAAUUGUGUCGGUUUCAGUGGUUUUGAUUGUCUUUACUCUCAUGUACACGCUAUACAAAGACAAUGGUAGUUCAACAAAUACAGUACAGAAAUGGCAAAAAUUGGAUUCAUUCCACUACGGCGCAGUACCACUUACAAGACUGAGACGUGAAGCAAUGAACAGUUUGAAAAAAGCACAAUUCCACGGAUGCUGUGGAAAAGAGUGCAAAGAUUUUAUGGAAAAGUUAAAUUCAAAUACAACGCACGUCAAUGAAAGUAAUGUUCUCACUCAGAUGCUAAAUGAGUUAAAGAAAUUGAACAAACAGAUAAGUUAUAUGUUGAACAAUUGCAUGGAAAUGAAAAGAAAUAAUUCCGUACAUUAUACCGAAGACAAUGAUGAAUACGAUUCUGCACCUUCACAAAACGAUCUUGUUUAUUCACCUUUGUAUAAUAUACCCGCUUCUGGCCCAGGUGAAGAAGUAUCGACUGGUCAACAAUUGACACUCAACAUGCCGCGCCGUGUCUGUGUUGGAGGUGUUUGCUUUCUGGAACAAGACUGGAAUAAUUUUCAGAGCAGUCAGCAACACGAAUCAAUGCAUAUACCGACAGCAAUUGCAUCACAUAACCCUUACUACUUACCGACUUAUGAAGGCUCUCCAAUCGUUUACUAUAAAUUUUCACCAGUUAAUGCUUACAAUCCUACGCCUCAAGUCAAUUCUCCGGUUUAUGGUAAAUAUUUACAUAGGCCUAUAACAUACCAGUUUCCUUCAGUCCCAGGAGUUUCUGAGAACUCAAAUGUAGCUCAAUUUGAACCAAGAUCGAGCAAAGGAAGACAAAUAGAUGAAAAUCGGACAAAAAAACUUACCAACAAAAUUGAAAAACCUAAAGAUGGAUAUAAAACAUUUAAAUACUGUGGUAAUGGCAUAAAUAACAAUGAUAAGUUGAAGUGUAAUAAUGUAGAUGGCUGUAAAGGUUGUUCUUGUAAAGAUCGGCUCAGUGAAGCUAAGCUGUGCGACGGAUUCUUUGAUUGUCCUGGUGGUGAAGAUGAACAAGGAUGCUUCGGGUGCUUAAAUGCACAGUUUAGCUGCGGUGAAAACGAAAGUUCACAAUCUACAUGUUUGCCAAUGGGGAAAAGAUGCGAUGGUACAGCAGACUGUCAAAAUGGAAAAGAUGAAUUCGACUGCAACAAGAUAAAAAUUGAAAUUGGUCAUGGGGAUGUUGAGCCUGUUUCAUACGGAAAAGGAUUUCUUCACAGAAACUUGCAUGGAAAAUGGUACCCGGUAUGUUCAAAUGAUAAUUUCUCCAAUUUGGCACACAUGGCAUGUGUAUCUGAAUUUGGAACACUAAAUAGACAAUUGACCAAUGAAUUGAGAGUAUUUGAAGAUCAGUACAAUGGUUGGUUUGUUAUCGAAAACUCGACUGGUCUUCAGCUUGUUGAUAAAUGCGGCCGGAAUCAGGCUUCUUGGGUUGAGUGCCCUGUCAGUUGUGGUAUGAGAUCUUUGCGGAAAUUCUCCAACGAGGACGGCUUUCUUAGAUUUAGAAGGAAUGUUACUGAAAAUCAAAUGAAUGAUCGACACAAUUAUCAAGCGUCAAAUAACUUGCCACACUUAGGGAAAAUUGGUGCAUUGUCAGAAUUGGACCGUGGUAAAAGGAAAGAGCCGAGAAUAGUUGGUGGAGCUAAGAGUGUUCCCGGUUCUUGGCCUUGGGUGGUUGCAAUUCAUAAAAAUGGAAUUUUUCACUGCGGUGGUGUAGUUGUAACAGACUCCGUCAUCUUAACAGCUGCUCAUUGUGUUGAAGAAUAUGAAAAUGCCUACUUUGAAGUGCGUGCUGGAAUUCAUAGAAGAUUAUCUUAUUCGCCUCAAGAACAAUUAAGGAUCGUUACAGAUAUUGUCAUCCAUGAAAAUUUUAAUGGCACCAACUUUGCAAAUGAUAUAGCAAUUUUAAGUGUAGACAGGCCAUUUUUAUUCAAUCGAUGGGUCCUUCAAUGCUGUUUACCAAAGCAGAAUUCGUUUAAUUUUCCCAAGCCCAACUCUAAAUGUACAGCUGUUGGAUGGGGAGCAACAAAAGAAAAUGGAAUAGAAUCUGAUCACAUGCUACAAGUGGAGUUGAAUAUAUUCCCUGAUUGUAAUCACAGUAGCGACAGAAAAAGUAAUGACAUAUGUGCCGGUUUUAAAGAAGGUGGCAAAGACAGUUGUCAAGGGGAUAGCGGCAGUCCUUUAUUGUGCCGGAUUGGUAAUUCUGACCGAUGGUACAUCGCAGGAAUUGUGAGUCAUGGGAAAGGAUGUGCUAGGUCUGGAGAACAGGGGACAUACACAAGAGUUUCUAAAUACAUUACAUGGAUACAAAAUACUAUUGAAAAUAUAAAAUCCAUGGAAAUAAAACCACAAAACAAAUGCCCAGGGUAUCAAUGUAAAAAUGAUAAAUGCAUUCCCAAUUCAGAAUGGUGCAACGGGUUAAUUCAGUGUUUACAUGGAGACGAUGAAGAAAAUUGUCCACAAAUCUACCCUAAGAAAUAUAUUGUAAAUAACGAAAAAGUGCUUCAUAUUGUUGAUGUGAGCGCAGAAGAUAAUUUAGAUGAAACCUCUAUCCCGAAUUUAAAUGAAUACAAAUCAUCAAACAAAAUGGACAAAACAUUUACAGAAGCGCACAUCGCUACUGACUUCAACGAAACAAAAGACGAAAAAGCACAAAAUGUUAAUUCAGCUCGUGUUUCAAAUGUUAAAAGUCCAUCCUACGAUCAACGAGCAUCUAGUGGCAGCCCUACACUCGCAGAUGAUUUGCCAAAUGUCACUGAAAAAAAACAAAUCACCAUGCCAAAUUUAAAUGAAGACAAAAAAUCAGACAAAAUGGAUCAUACAUUUAAUGAAGCACCGAUUGCUACUGACAUCAACCAAACAAAAGAAGAAAAAGUUAAUUCACCUGAAGUUUCUACUGCUAAAAGUUCAUCCUACGAUCAACAAUUAUCUAGUGGCAGCCAAACACUUGGAGGUGAUUUGCCAAAUGUCACUGAAAAAACAGAAAUCACGAUCCCAAAUUUAAAUGAAGACAAACAAUCAAACAAAAAGGAUCAUACAUUUAAAGAAGCACUGGCUGCUACUGACAUCAACCAAAGAAAAGAAGAAAAAAAUAAUUCAGCUCAUGUUUCAACUGCUAAAAGUUUAUCCUAUGAUCAACAAUUAUCUAGUGGCAGCCAUACGCUCACCGAUGAAUUGCCAAAUAUCACAGAAAAAAAAGAAACCAUCAUCCCAAAUUUAAAUGAAGAAAAACCAUCAAACAAAAUUGAUCAUACAUUUAAAGAAGCACCGACUGCUACUGGCAUCAACAAAACAAAAGAAGAAAAAGUUAAUUCACCUGAAGUUUCAACUGCUAAAAGUUCAUCCAAUGAUCAACGAUUAUCUAGUGGCAGCCAUACGCUCACCGAUGAAUUGCCAAAUGUCACAGAACAAGAAGAAACCAUUAUCCCAAAUUUAAAUGAAGACAAACCAUCAAACAAAAUGGACCACACAUUUAAAGAAGAACCAACUGCUACAGACAUCAACAAAACAAAAGAAGAAAAAGUUAAUUCACCUGAAGUUUCAACUGCUAAAAGUUCAUCCUAUGGUCAACGACUAUCUAGUGGCAGCCAUACGCUCACCGAUGAAUUGCCAAAUGUCUCAGAACAAGAAGAAACCUUUAUCCCAAAUUUAAAUACUAAUACUAAAGUACCGACUGCUACUGGCAUCAAUGAAACAAAUGAAGAAACCGCUCAUGUUUCAACUGUUAAAAAUUCAUCUUAUGAUCAACGGCCAUCUAGUGGCACCCAUUUACAGAAUACAUUUACAGAAACUCCUAUGACUAUAAAUUUCAAUGAAAUGACAGAAGAAAUAGCAGAAAAAUCUAGUCCAAACAACAUUUUAACAGCCAAUAAUGAAAGUCAUGUAUCACGUACUAGUGAUAGUCAAAUUUUGGUUAAGGCUGUAGAAUCAGAAACUACAAGUCUCCCUCCAAAUACAGAAUUAGUGGCAACAGUAGAUAAUAUUGAAAGUCUAGCAGGUAGAAAUGUUAACGGUAAUCUUCCAGAAACAAAUAUCCUUUCAAGUCACACCAAGAAAUAUGAUAUUAAUACCCGUGGAGCUGUCAAUAAGUCUAUGACAACAACUCCACAGAACAUGUCAGUUGAAUUCCCUUCUAGCAUUUACCCAUCCUUAAUGUCCACUUCUUUUGCUGAUGACAAAAGAGUAAAUACUCAUGGUGAGAAAAACUGUAAAAUUUCUAUGACCAGAGUACAGUUAGAACAAGGGACAGGACAUUUCUUCAACUGUACUAGAAUAGAACAAAUGAUAUUUGAAAAUCGUAAGUGUGAUGGAAUUGUAGACUGCAUUGAUCUAUCAGAUGAGUUUGAUUGCUCUUGUAGAAGCAGACUAACAGUAGCAUCGCCCAAACUUGUUUGUGAUGGGAAAAUUGAUUGUUUUGAUCAAACUGAUGAACUGUUUUGUCCAGACAAGUGCAAUGAGACUGAAUUUUAUUGCAUCAAAAGCAAGGAGUGUAUACCUUUAGAAAAAAGGUGUAAUAUGGAAUAUGACUGUAGGGAAAAAGAAGACGAGGAGCUUUGUUAUGCAUUAAUUGAAGACCCACCUUUAAGCAAUGGCAGGUUAAAACCAAAUAUACCACACUCUCUUAAAGACAACGCUGAUGUAGAUUUACUAAGAAGCUCUGGUUUUGUUUACCAUCUGAACGAAAUGAAUUGGGAACCAUACUGCAUCCCGGAAGGGCCCAAUGCUGUAUCCCUUUCAAUUGUUUUGAAAAUCUGCAAUAGCCUGGGAUUUCAAGAAGGUAGUGUUUUAAUAUCAGAAACUAGAAAUUCCGAAGGAGAUUAUUGCAAGGUAUUAAAACUGAACUGUUCGUAUUAUUCCAAUAUUGACAAGCAACCAUGGCGAGCUGUAAUUCAUUUGAAUAACAAACCUUUGGCAUUAGGAAUUUUAAUAAAACCAUCAUGGGUUUUAGUACAGCUAUCGACAAAUGAUACAACAAAUUUAUAUGCAAAAUUAGGCUACUUACAAGUUCAGAAUGAUAUUGUUGGCUUCCAUGAGCAAAAUAUUAAAGUUGAUAAUGUCGGCUUUCUACCUGUGGAUUACAAAGACAAACCAAUACUUAUAUUGAAAUUGAAGAAGAAGUCCAAUAUUAGCCACAAUGUUCUGCCAGUUAACUUUCACAAAUUCCAUUCAGAACGAGACUACUAUAACAAUGUCUGCAUGGCUGUCGGGUUGGAUGCAAAUUAUAACGAAGUACAGGUACAGCUUCAAUUAUUGGGAGAUUGUGAAACUGGAUGGAAUUGCUUUUUAAUACUUAACCAAAAUAAAAACUGCAAGAAAAUUCGUGGCCCAGUAAAGGGUUUUGUUACGUGUAAAUUUCAUCAUGGUGCCUCUUUAGUUUCUUUCUUCGAGGAAAAUGAUGGCUUCUGCUUAAAACGCAAUGAACUUAAAUACAGGGAUAUUAGGAUCAAUCAGGAAAUGAUUGAAAAUAUAAUAUCUGGGUAUAAAAUCAACUGGCUGAGAGCUGGCAAUGAUUCUUGUGACACUGUCAGAUGUGAAUGGGGCAACUGUUUAGACUGGAAAUUAAUUGGCAACGGCAUGGAUGACUGCGCUGACGGAAGAGAUGAGUUAUUAUUCCAUACUGAGAGGAAAGAAACAUAUUGCAAAGAACAUAAAUGUGACUGUCCAGCGGGAACAUUUUCGUGUUCAAACAAUUCCAAAUGUCUUCCGGUGAGAAAACUAUGCGAUGGAAAGGUUGAUUGCGUGGACGGUAGUGAUGAGGGUGAUGAUUGUAAACUAUGUGUUAAAUAUCUUUCUAAAAUAUCGCCCGAAGUGAUAUGUGAUGGUAAUUUGAAUUGCCAAGAUAGAAGCGAUGAAUCAUGGCCUUUCUGCCAGCACAAAUACGAUUGCUCAUCAAACGCGUUUUUCAAUUGUUCAAGGUCGAACGCUUGCAUUCCAAAUAAUUUAGUCUGUGAUAACAAGACUGAUUGCAAUUUAGGAGAAGACGAAGAAAACUGUUAUGGUUUAGAAAUUCCCAAUCCUCCAUUUUCUAAAAAUAUUGGAUUGUUUUCACAAACUAUACUCGGUGAAGUGGUACCUGUCUGUAUGAAAAACAGGCCAACCAGAAAAUUUGUCGAUGGUCUUUGUAAAAAAAAUGGUUUCAAUAAUGCAAUCCGUCAUAAUGUAAUUUUAAAGGACAACAUUAUGAUUGUUCAAGAUGUUUUUUCAGAAGUGAAAGUAAAUCAGUUCAGUAGGUUUAUCGUACGAGCCAAUAGGCCAUUUACUAAGACUAUCGUAAAUGGGACAUGCCCAGUCCUGUAUGUUGAAUGUAAAUAAGUUAUGUUUAAAUGCUUUCAAUGUUAUUGCAAUAUAUUUAAAAACAUUUUUUGUGUCCAAAUUAUUUUUGAUAUAUAAAUUAUCUGUAAUAAAAGUGAAAUAUUUCCUCUUAACAUUUGAAAGUAAAUUGCUUUAAAAACAGAAAUCUUACAAAUACAAAAUCAGAAUAUUGCAAGUUAUGGACCUGAAGAACUUGGCAGAAAAGUUUAAUAAUUUUUUUAAAGUUAGUGUAUAUUUGUGAUGUUUAAAAAAAUAAAAUAAAAUAUAAGGUUUGC